This is a messenger RNA of Mercenaria mercenaria, 2439 nucleotides long. RefSeq names its product E3 ubiquitin-protein ligase TRIM71-like. Lineage: Eukaryota; Metazoa; Mollusca; Bivalvia; Venerida; Veneridae. The transcript has a single exon. Gene Ontology annotation, molecular function: zinc ion binding. The record is from RefSeq and is a predicted model, not a curated record. The coding region runs from base 129 to 1880 and encodes 583 amino acids.
UCCCUUUUUCUGACCUACAGUCGAAAUACCUUCCUGGUUACAUGUAAUGUUACGGAUAAUCAAUUUUUUUUUAUCUAAAUGUAGUCUAUUUCAAGAGCGUUAGUUGGUGCACAUAAUGAAUUAAAGUCAUGGAAGUGUCAGGGCGGAAGGAAUGGAAAUCAAGCCCUUCUACAAGAAGGAAAAAUAAAUCUGAUAUUUUGUGCCAACCAUGUCAAGGCGAAGGGGAAAACGUUCAAGCGGAGGGAUAUUGCGAGACUUGUAAUGAGUUUUUAUGUACUUCCUGUUUGAAGGUUCAUCGGAAGUUGUCGGCUACGAAGAACCACGUAAUUAAAUCCAAAGAUGAAAUGCCCAGAAUGCCGAACGUGACGGUUCAAACCGAUUCUUGUUCAGAGCUGUGUGCCACCCAUAAAACAGAAAUAGUGAAAUUCUAUUGCCGGGGACAUGAUAUAGUCGGCUGUGGUGACUGUAUGAUUUUAUAUCAUAAAUCAUGUGACGUUGAUUUCGUUUCUGAGAUAUCUAGCAACUACAAUAACAGAGAACAGAUGAGUGAGAUCAAGCAAAAUCUAGAAGCUCUUGAGAAAGAAAUAAGUUAUCGUCGACUCGAAAUUAAACGCAAUGUAAAAGCUACGGGUGAAAUGAAGAACAAAAUAAUAAAAGAAAUAAAACAAUUUCGGGAAGAAUUGAACAGAUAUCUGGACCAUGCUCAGGAAAAACUUUUAAAGAAAGUCACAGAACUGAAUGACGACAAUAUCUGUCUUCUCAAUAUGUUUCAAUCUAACUGUACAUCAGUGGAAACGGAAAUAAAUGAGUUAAAGAGUAAACUCAGUCAGAACUCUGACAAGAUGAAUCAGCUGUUUGUUACAACCAAGCUCGCUAAGAAGAAAAUGCAGUUAUGCAUGGAAACUUUGGAAAAUGUUAAAUCAAAAUAUCAAACAAACUAUAUCAAGUUUGAACCCUCCAGUGAGUUGAUGUAUCUUAUAAGAAAGGAUCUGCCUCUUGGAAUUCUGACAAAGGAGAAACACACAAACCUAAGAAUUCUGACAAGAGAUAUCAAGAAAUUCACAACACAAAGGCAGACAUGCAGUAGUGAUACGAAAGCAAAGUUCGUAAAGAAGGUGGCUGCUCAAGGUGUCAAUGAAGGUGAAUGUUAUAUAACAGGAUUAGCAAUACUUCCUUGCGACGAAAUUCUGCUUGCAGAUUCUCAUAAUUUAUCGCUGAAGAUUUUAAAUAUCAGAGAACAGAAAAUCGUUUCAAAAUACAAAAUACACUCUCCACCAUGGGAUGUGACAAUGAUCGGUCGAGGGAAAGCCGCAGUAACUUUACCCGCUAUAGGUAGAAUUCUAUUUGUGAACAUAGAGAAUGGUGAGACAGAAGGUCACAGUUUGAAAGUAAGGAACAGAUGUUUUGGAAUUGACCAUAUGAACGGUUUAAUUGCAGUGUCUUUUUGUUCGCCAUCUGCCAUUCAGAUACUUAAUAUGAAAGGACAUAUUCUGCAUGAGGUCACAAAAAUGUUUGCCUGGCCUAGUUAUAUAGCUUUGAGUAAAGACUGCAAGAGCAUGUACGUGUCGGACUUUCAUAAUCAGUCUGUCUAUGAACUUACAAUAGAUGGACAUUUGAAAAACACGUACGAAGGCGAAUACUUGUAUCGGCCAAGAGGUUUAGCAAUUACCAAUGAUGGAAAUAUCGUUGUUUGUUGUCCAGAUCAGAAUAGCACGGUGAGCAUGAUAAUAACAAAGACGGGAGAAAUUUUGAACUUUCCUGUGCAACAUGUGCAGAAGCCCUUCACUCUUCUUCUAUGUGAAGACCAGAACAAGAUGUUCAUUUGUGAAUACAACAGAUCAGCUGACAGGAACUAUGUCCAAAUAUUUGACUUAAGAUAAAAUUACAAUUUGUAUGUGUGAUGAUCUAUAUUUUACUGGUGUAUUUCUAUAAAUCUUAAGAGAUGUCUGGUGCAUGUUAAAUGGACUGACGACAAAAGGCCUAGAUAACUAAUCUAGGCAAAUACUCAAACGUUUACUUGUUUAAACUUAAUCACAAACAUUUUUUCACUUGUAAAACUUAUCAGCAGACUUAUUUCGAUGACUGUUACCAUCUAGUUCUAAUGUACUCGAAUUGAAUGAUACAUAAAACAAAAGUUAAAUACGCCACACUGAUGGUUUGAAUUUAAAACUUUAAUAUGGUUGCUACUCUUAGACUCAACUUUAAAUUGGCCUGUCUGAUGAACUUCUUGUCUAAAAGUAUUACCCUUUUCUUCAUUUGACACAGAUCAUUGAGUUUUUACUGUAAGUCAGUAACUUUAUUAUAGAAGAAAAAGUAAACAAAGUUUAAACAAUAAAUACAUACAUAACGUGCCCAUAUUGUCAUAAUAUUAUUCAAGCAGUAUUGUUGGCGAAAGAGAUGUAUAGCGUCAUUACUAUUCUAUUAUACUCAUUACUUGUU